Closterium sp. NIES-65 is the source of this 765-nucleotide messenger RNA. Lineage: Eukaryota; Viridiplantae; Streptophyta; Zygnematophyceae; Desmidiales; Closteriaceae. The record is from the annotation of a GenBank genome assembly.
AUGGCGCCGUGGAGAUGGAAUCGGCGGGCGAGCUCGAAGAUGAAGAAGAAGAAGAAGGGGAAGAGCCCCCACUUGCUCGUAGUCGCGGAAGCCGAGGCGUUGCUGGCGAUGAAGGAGUCUCCGCUGAGCGAGGCAGUGGAAAGCGUGGCCACACUGGCGACGAAGAUUCCCCCACUACGCAGGGCGGCGGAAGGCGCGGCGACGUCGGUGACGAGGGAUCCCCCAUUGCGCGGGGCGGCAGUAGGCACGGUAACGCUAGCGACAAAGAUUCCCCCACUGCGCGGGGCGGCGGAAGGCACGGCAACACUGGCGACGAAGACUCCCCCACUGCGCGGAGCGGCGGAAGGCGCAGCGACGUCGGCGACGAGGGAUCCCCCACUAUGCGGUGUGGCAGAAGGCAUGGCAACGCCGGCGACGAAGAUUCCCCCACAGCGUGGGAUGGCGGAAGGCGCGGCGACGUCGGCAACGAGGGAUCCCCACUAUGCGGGGCAACAGCAAGGGUAUGACCGCCGACGACGCAUGGCGGUGGGCGGAGAUCAGCAGCUGGAUCAGGAGAAGCGACAAGAAGAGCUGGAUGACGUGGGACAGCACCAGAGAGGACGCCACAAGUGGAGGAAAGGCGUGGCGAAGAAGGACACUACAAGGACAAGGGAAGGCGUUCACCGAACGGUUCAACAGAAGGAAAAGGAGGUCGGCAGCGAGGAGAGUGAGAGUGGCAUCACCAGGAGCGGUCUCCUGCGCAAAGAGAGAGCGGCAAUGGGGUGA